GAAAAAAAAGGAGCAAGCGUAAUCACUAAAGCGAUUCAUUCACACUGGUGCAACACAGCGAUAUAACCUUAAUUAGCGGUUUCUAUUUUCUGCUCACCUCUUCCAUCACCCCGUCCGGCAUAUCAUAUCAGAAGCCGGCUCAUCAACAACCAAGAAAACGCACUUCCCAAGAGGGACAUAUUUUGCAAACAAAGGGCACAUCUAAAGGGCACACCGCGACAACCUCAACCUUUCAUCAUCAUGAUGGAGGCACAGUCGCUGGCCGCGCUGAAUCUGCAGGCGGCUAACCCACCUCAAUAUCCCGAAAACCCAUCAGAGACACCGCAGGAGCCUCUGACCCUCUACAUAUCUAGAGUUCCCGGCACCAGAGAUGUAAUACUUUCACCUUUCAAACCCCAGGUCAAAAAUGUCACUGGUGGAGAUGUUGCUAGCAGCCUCUACUAUGUUCAUCUCGAGCUCCCCACGUUGGACAUGGCAGGCCCUGAGCCGCUGAGAGAUGAAGCACAAGGUAGAUCCAGUGAAGAUAGCUCAGCGACAAGGACCAUUGCCCGGAAGCCAGUACCCGGCACAGUCCCAUCGCUAGGCCCUGAGAUUUCGAUACAGAGCGAUCAAUUACAGCUGCAGCAAACUCGAAGCCAACAUGACAACACGACGCUUCGGCCGCCAGGGGAUGUUGGCAUGCCUCCCAGCUUGCAAGAGCGUGAUUUUGCUCCUCCUUUGCCUCCUAGACGGCGUUUUGAAGACUCUGGUUUGGGUUACUCAGAUGGCUCUUUCGAGGCGAAUCCUCAGGAAACAUCUCAGUUGAAUGUGCCUCCUAGGCGCAAGCCCGUUGGACCAAGACAGAUGGGCGGCGUGCCACAGGGUAGAGUCUCGAUGGACGAAACGACACGGUCCAGGGUUCAAACUAGGGCUCGGGCAGAUACGACAGGACACACCAGGCAAAGCCGCUCUUUGUCUCCAACAAAGAACGCUGAGUACGCCACGCCUCCAUUUACCCUGAGCCUGAUAAGGCGGGAUCCGGGCACCGGAGACCAGUGGAAUGUGGGAAAGAUUUCAUCAUAUGAGACGGACCCAAUGGCUGCGCAAGCUCCCAUGUAUCUCUCCGCAUCAGCAUCCGAACAGCACCCACCUCAGCACCCACCAAUCGACAUACAAAUCGAAACUGCUGGGUAUGCCAAGUUCCGCGGAGGGACACAAGUCGCCCUUCCUCCUCCUCCUUCUAUGAUAGAUUUCAUGCCAGAGCCGAGAUCCGAUGGCAGCAGGACAUUCUCCCGGCAGGUUUCCAUGUCGUAUUCAAAAAGCUUUGGUUCUACUGUGCGAUCCACAUUCCACAAGUUGGAGCAAAAGGCUCGCAAGAAGGCACAGGCACAUAACCGCAACGAGAGUGAAGCAUCGGUUGCUUCACAUAGUUCGGGAGAGUACACGGCCGGAUCGCCAACGACUGCGCGCCCUGACAAGAUGAAGCCACGGGGAUACACGUUUGCGAGUCCUUGGAACGGAAAAUGCGUAUUUCGCACGGGAAAGGAUGGCCGGAGCCUGGUGUGCGAUCAUAUCCUGCACGAAGGUGAAUUGGGCGGCUACAACCCGCUGGUGCCUGAUUCGAGCGCGGCCAAGGGGACUUCAACUGUAGUCAGCGAGCUGCGGUACAACCUUCCGGGCUCAGAGUUUUUCCCGUCCAGCGAAGUGCCCAAAGGCGACAUUAAUCAGAAACUCGGCCAUUUCGGCAAGAUGGUCAAGUCAACCAUGGACCGGGGCUACGGCGAUGAGGACGAGGAUGAUGUUGUAUCGCCGUUUGAUGUGAAUAUAGGCGGUGAGAGAGCAGGAGGGGGCAACCGGGGCAACCGAGCCAAGCUGAGCAAGCUCAUCAUAUACCACGAUGGGAUGAAGAUGCUGGACCUGCUGGUGGCGGCCAACAUAGGGCUGUGGUGGAGGACAUGGGAGAAGAGCUAUUGAGUGAUUUGGUGGUGUUGUUACUUUGUAAAGCUGCAUUUAAUGAUGGCGAUGUGCUAUGAGUUUAUUAUAUGACGGGUAAUUCAUAAUGAGCGUUUAAUUUCUCCUCUUUAUCAUUUUCUUUCAUGACUUGUGUAAAUUAUGUCCAACAUCGUGCUUGAAGGGUGGUCGUGACAUCGGAGCUGUUAAUCAAUGAGAGUCACGUGCCAUGUCACGGGCAGCCGGCAACCACCAAUCACUGGCCUAGCAAUGUAAUCCCGCAGAGCACUAGGCCGUUGAUCAAAGCAGAAGCCGCCGCCAAAAGUUAUACCAACACGUCAAAGUCGCCUCCCGCCCCAAUCGACCCCCCGCCAG
Trichoderma atroviride IMI 206040 is the source of this 2304-nucleotide messenger RNA. RefSeq lists its product as uncharacterized. The record is from RefSeq and is a predicted model, not a curated record. Lineage: Eukaryota; Fungi; Ascomycota; Sordariomycetes; Hypocreales; Hypocreaceae.